AGACCUGCAAAAGAAAAGCAAGAAGGUUGGAGAUGAACGAGGGAGAAGAAGUCUUUGUGGAUUUGGAUCUAAAAGAUGAGUUCCAGUGGAUUUUCUAAUGGGUCGAUGGAAAGUGGAUGAAAGAGCAGUUAAGGGAGAGAGUACAGGGCAGUGAUCAACUGAGGUGGUCAAAACUGAUGCUACUGCUGAGGCAGUUAUUUAGACGAAAGCUGACCAUAUUAAACGUAAACAUUUGAUACGUGCAUACAGAAAUCAGUUCAUCUGGUUUUAGCUACUGAAUAGCCACAAUAUCUGCACGCGACUACCCUCCUGUGUACUCUGUGAUCAGUUAAGCAUUGAACAUGAUGUAAUAAAUGAACUGUCAGGUGUUCUUAAACAAACUGGAUUGAUCCAGUACUAAUCAAAAGGAUCAUUGCCAAUGGCUCUAUUUAGCAACACAAUAUACCUUUUGUUCAUCAUUAUUGUGACAGCCUUCACAAUACUGAUAAAGCAGAAGGCUUCUAUAUGCAAAUGAGCCUCUUAUCAAUAACGGAAUGUUCUGUUUUGUGAUGUAGGAAUGAGGUGGUUACCAUUUUUAAUGAUAUCUAAUAAUUAUACAUUUCAAUAUUUUAAUCAUUUCAAAUUUAGACCUGGGCAACAUGGAAAAAUAUGUAAUGAUACAAUAUGCACAGUGAUCUUUUUACAAUGUCUUUCUGAUGCUGUACAAGAUGCAAGAGUUAAAAAAACAGCUACUAGUGUCACAUUUUAAAAAUGAAUAUCAAAAACUUUGAAUAAAUUGAUUUUAUUCAAGGUUUCAAACACUGAACUACACUAAAUCCAAUUAAACAAAGCUGAUUAUACUCUCUUUGUAGUGAAACAUGAUCACUAGUUGAUCAGUGUGUUUUUGACUACUGGUAUCUACAGUAUGCUAAGAAAAGUAUGUUGUGAUAGUGUGAUGCAAUUUAUUACAAUGACAAUAACUAAAAUAACGGUUUAAUAAACAAAGGCUAUUAAUAAAAUACUAGAAACCAUUUAUCGCUGAUGUCAUGAUGAAAACUGUUUAUACUGUCCCAUCCCAAGUGUGCUGUGUGCCACCUGACACGGUUGUUUAAUACAAUAUGAUAUUUAUUGUUUAAUACAAUGUGACAAUUUUCAGUGAUUUUAAUGUUAUUAUACGAAGUGCACUGGAGUUAAAAAGCCAACUCACUGGAACACGUUUAUCAGGCUAAGGGUUCUCCACAAGGGGGUGCUCAAAGAGAGCCAUUUAAUAUAUUGCAAGGCUUUUCAGCAGUGCAGUAUGGUGAUAGGUGAUGGUCCACAUCGUCCCGCCCUAGUUCAUAAACUUCAUUGCUACAAUGCUGUUUUUCCGGUAGUAGUAACAGCACAGCUACGGUGUGGCAAUGUUGGCAGUGUUGAAACUUUUGUGGGUUAAAAGGAUCACUUAGCUCAGUUUUCACAUAUGUCUUUUUAUGUUAUGUUUAUAAGCACCAUUUCUCAUAAAUACUCAAUGUGUCUGGUUUUUCUGGUGAUUUAAAGUUACACGAAUGAAAAGUGGUGGCUGUUUAUGAUUCACCAAUGUCACAAGAGAUCACGUACAAAGCAGCAGACACAAUUUCAUGUGCGCAUGUGAUUCAUAUCGAGUUAAUCCUGGUUCUCAGACUCACAGACCCAGACAGGCUCAGUGACAGGCAGUGAGGUCAUGAGACAUCUAUCUGGGUGUCUGGGUGUCUGUCUGUGUCGUACUCGCUCAUUUGCUCAUUUGUGAAUCUGUAGAGGGUCUGUUGGAGCAACUAGCUGGAAAACAUGGAGGUGCAGGUGCAUCCGAUGGGCAGUAGCAGCAGUAGCAGGCUCUUCAGCACCCUGGCUCAGUCUCUGAGCAGCGCGCCACUGGCACACACACACGUGGACCCUGAAGAGUGUGAGUUUGAGCAGGCCGACCCAGAAGCGCUCCUGCGGGAGUGUGAGGAGGUCCUGAGGAACCGGCCGCCGCGGCCACACAGAGACUUCAUCCGUACCAGAGGCAGCACUCCUCACAACCCGCAGAUCCGCGUCAUGCAAUGGAACAUCUUGGCACAAGCUCUCGGUGAGGGCAAGGAUGGUUUUGUGCGCUGCCCGAUGGAGGCGUUGAACUGGGCUGAGAGGAAGUACCUGAUCCUGGAGGAAAUCUUGACAUACAGGCCAGACAUCCUGUGCUUGCAGGAGGUCGACCACUACUACGACACCUUCCAGCCAGUGCUGUCCCGUCUGGGCUACCAGAGCACUUUCUGCCCCAAGCCUUGCUCACCCUGCCUGGACGUGCGCGACAACAAUGGCCCGGACGGCUGUGCUCUGUUCUUCAGUCGCCAGCGCUUCCAGCUGCUCUGCACUGACCACCUGCGUCUGUCAGCCAUGAUGCUCAAGACCAACCAGGUGGCCAUCGUGGCCACCCUGCUGGACCGGGUCACGGGCCGGACGUUCUGUGUGGCCGUGACCCACCUGAAAGCGCGGAGCGGAUGGGAGGCCUUUCGCAGCGCCCAGGGCUCACAUCUCCUGCAGCAGCUGAGGACCAUCAGCAGCCAGCAGGGGGUGCAGCCUGAGGGUGUCCCGAUGGUGGUUUGUGGGGAUUUUAACGCGGAACCGUGUGAGGAAGUGUACCGUCGUUUCCUGGCCUCUCCGCUGGGGCUGGACAGCGCCUACCGGAGGCUGAGCACGGAUGGCAACACGGAGCCACCCUACACCAGCUGGAAGAUUCGCCCGAGCGGAGAGAGCUGCGCCACGCUUGACUACAUUUGGUACUCACGCGGGGGCUUCAGUGUAGAUGCCGUGCUGAGCAUGCCCAGUGAGGAGCAGAUCGGCCCUGACCGCCUGCCUUCAUACCACUACCCUUCUGACCACCUCUCACUGGUCUGUGACCUCAGCUUCAUCCAGGAGCCUCACAGGCUCAUGUAACUGUCAAGCAAUGCAGCUCCUUCUGAUGGGGGUUACAGAGCAGCUCAGGACAUUCCCAUGUGUGUGUGUGUGUGUGUGUGUGUGUGUGUGUGUGCGUAAAGCCCUAAUUGAGCUGGAUUUGUUUUAUGUGAGGUAAUUUAAAGGGGAAUUCCACCAAUUUGUUCAAAAUUUCUGCACAAUUAAAUAAUUAAGCUGUAGACAUCCAUUCAAAGUGGUUUGAUGCGAAAUGCUUCGCUGUAGAAGAAACUUGGAGUCUAAUAAUUGUUCACAGUGGUGAUGAUGGGAACCAGACAUCUAAUGUUUUUAAUGCCUCUAAAACCUCCCUUACAGGAAGCUUUUACAUUGAGUUGCUAGAAAUAUGUUGCUUGCUGCCUGAGACUUUGUUUUAUGACAGUUUUGAGGUAAAGUUUUGGUCUGAAUUGUAUUUAUUAUGAAAUAAGCAAAGUAGAUAGGUGCAUGCAGUGUGUUAUCAAGCAAAAUAGUACUCAAAGAAAACUUUCAUGUUUUUGGAUUUAACACUGAACAAUUAUUUUACUAUUAUUGAGAUCACACAUAAAAACUCAGAAGACGUGUGUAGGUUCAAUGGUGGUUUCGGUAGUAAAUUUAAUGGCUAUAUUUGCGUGGUAUAUAUAACGUUUCCUAUCACCACCACUGAGAAGUAAUUCUGAGUUGGUAAGUUUCUCUACAAUUAACCGAUUCACAUCAAACCACUUGUUGACUUGAUGACUUAUUUAAAUAGUUAAGAGGUAAUUAUGCCGAAAUCUUGAAUAUUCAGUGGAAUUUCCCCUGAAUUGCCUUCUGUAAUUACCUGGGCUCCCUCAGUAAUAUUGGUCCUUUUCAAAUCCACCUUCAAUAACAAAGCCUGCUAAUACACUGCUAAUUAACGUAUUCAAACCGGCCUUCGCAUCACAGAACCACCUCUGGUGAAACUAAUCCAGCUUGAAUAGUGUUUGGCUGGCAUGACAGAAUGUGGCAGGGAAUGUUUUUUGGUUAUGUUACAGAACAUAAAGAACUCAUGAACCAUGCACAUGUACCUGGUCCUUGCACGAUGAACGAGGACUAUGGUCUCAAAGUACCUCUGCUGACUGAGUUACAGGAGUCUUUUUCUGAUAUAGGCUCCUCAUCCACUUCUGCUAUUGACUAGAGAGGUUGUGCAAUAUUCCGUAAUUUAUUAUUCCAUUAUAAUGAUUUGAAUGUAUCAUGAACUCAGGACAUUCUCAAAAAAGGAACUGUUCUAGAUGUUCCAUAAUACUGUAUAACUGUAAUACAAUUUCUGCACCAUUUCUCUUUCAAUAGCACUGUAACUGCCUAUUUAUAUGCCAUUGAGUGGUAAUAUAAACAUGUCUAAAUCAUA
This is a messenger RNA of Pygocentrus nattereri (red-bellied piranha), 4261 nucleotides long. RefSeq names its product nocturnin a (gene nocta). NCBI's taxonomy places the organism in Eukaryota, Metazoa, Chordata, Actinopteri, Characiformes, Serrasalmidae. The coding region runs from base 1783 to 2907 and encodes 374 amino acids. The transcript has 3 exons. Gene Ontology annotation, biological process: circadian rhythm. The record is from RefSeq and is a predicted model, not a curated record. Gene Ontology annotation, molecular function: poly(A)-specific ribonuclease activity.